UUAUUUUUUUUAAUUCCCCCCCCCCCACCCAAGUGUGUGUCUAAAAACACCAGUCAGUAUCAAAGUAGAACCACAACAAUCAUUUCCAUGUGUGCUGUUCAUCUUAUAACGAUACACAAAGGCUUCUUUUGCAAUCAGGACAUGGAUGCAGUAUGUGGAGGUAUAAGCACUAUUUAAUUAGUCUAAUGCAUUUAUGGCUGCUAAUCAGGUUUAGUCAAGCUGGGUCAGCUCUGCAUCUGCCUCUCAGUAAGCAGCCGAUUGUGUUAGCGUCGUAGAACACAUGUAUUCUGCUUCACUUUCUUUACCUUUACGCACUCAUGGAUUGGGCUAAACACAAUUAAUGGGAAUUAUAUCGCCUCUGUCCAAUAUAAUUCCAAAGGUAAGUGUUGAGUGAACUUACUACUGCUUUCUGGUGCAGAAUGCAGACCCUGAUGCCGCACGUUCCCGUUCCGCGACCCGCUUACUCCCAGGCCCGGGAGAACCUGGUGAAGGCGAUUCCCCCCAAGCUGCUGUGUCUGCUGGCCUGUGGUGGUGUGGACUGCCGUUAUGAGGGACCAGAAUGUUGGAAAGCCAACCAGCAGGUCAUCAGAGGCAUUUUCUCAUCAUGGGUGACUGAUGACAUCAUCGCCAUGGCACGACCAUCCAAAAGCUUGAUGGACAAAUACAACAUCAUCAAGCAAUUCCAAAGAUUAAACAUCAGAUCCAUCAUAAACAUGCAAAUCCCAGGUGAGCACGCUCACUGUGGCCCCCCCCUGGAUCCCAAAAGUGGCUUCACCUAUUCGCCACAGACCUUCAUGGAGAAUGACAUUUACUUUUACAACUUUGGCAUGCCAGACUUCUACGUAUCGUCGCUGGUCAGCAUAAUAGAUGGAGUGAAGGUGCUGGCCUUCGCGGUGGGGGAAGGGAGGGUUGCGGUGCACUGCCACGCAGGCCUCGGCAGAACAGGGGUCUUAAUAGCCUGCUACUUAAUCUACACUUUGCGCAUCAGUCCCAGCGAGGCCGUACACUAUGUGCGCAUCAAGAGGCCGCGCUCCAUCCAAACGCGAGCGCAGAUCAGCCAGGUGUUCGACUUUGCUCGCCUGCUUGGCACGCAGCUGGUUCAGUACCCAGACCUCAGCCUCCGACAUGGAGCCCCCGUCACCCUCCAGCACUACCUCAACCGCCAGGCGCUCCUAUUGCACGGCCAGGAGGCCCGCACGCUCAGAUACAUACCCAAGGUGGUGUACCUCCUGUGUGUGCACCUCUCCUGCUUGUCUAUGGGACUCCCCGCAGCUCCGGAGAUAAAUGCUGAAUUGGAGAAGAGGUCAGCAUUGAGGAUCUUGACCAGAGUGGUGAGGGAGACCCUGGAGUCCAAACAGUUCCUGCCCUUGCUGAGUGAGGGCCACAACAUCCCACGGGUGGGCUCAGGCUCCGUGUCCUCCUGGGAUGAGCCACUGGGAUUCUUGGAGAGGAAAAGGGACUUGCUUCUGGACAAGCGUAGCUACAGUGACUCUGACCUCAGCAAGAUGGUGGAUCUGGAGAGGAGUCCCUGGUGUACAUCGGAUGCGAUAGGAUCUGAUCUGAGACUGCUGAGCGCCAAGACUGCCUCACUCUCAUCACAGCUGAUCACCAAGAACUUUCAUACACAUAAUAUGCAGCCAAGCAAUAACUCUGCUAGGAAGUUAAAACGCACAGCUAAAAAGGCUCAAUCCAAGUACAGCUCCAACAUUGAGUUGUGCAGGAGUACACACAAUCCACGCCCAACGUCAGUGGCUCGCACCAUUGCCAAAGCGAUGGCAGACCAAGGUCCACCAGAAGAAACCAUUCUGCAGCGAUCAUUUCUUCUACAGGAGGAACUGAACAGCAGCGAAUGUGGCUGGGCUCUUUUGGUGACAGAGUUAGAUCCUCGGGUUCUCGCGUAUCUGCUGUGGACCUGGCUGGAGAAGCUAAAUGAGCCUGUUCUUGGUGCUGAGGAAUUAGCAAGAUUGAGUUGUGCGGGAAGCAACAGGCAGCCUCUAGAUAUGCUCAAGAAGGAAUUGGAGAAAAAGCUACCAACUACUCAUUCCUUUCCCUUUAAAAGACAUAGCUCAAAAGAUAAGGUCUUCUUUGGGGCCAGUAGCAAUGGAGACGUGAGACUUCUCAGCUCUGAAAUAUUGGAAUUUUUGGGUGUAAGACAGAAAAACAAUGUGGCAAUGUCAAGGCAUCAAGGCACCAGAAAAACCAUAGUACUUGGAUCCUUUUGGAAAGCAUCCAAUCAAGUCAGCCCUACCCUUCUCAUAACCUUUAAGGGGCCUAAUAGCCCUCUUCUGCUGUCUCUUUCUUGGUGUUAUCUUCACUUCUGCUACAUGUAAGAAAUGUAAACCAUCAUGUAGAGAAAUAUUUGUAAAUUGUGGUGCUGAAUCACUAUUUUAUUCACAACCAUGAAGAAAAACCCACAUGAUUCUUCUGGAUUUUUAUUUUCUCAUUAUGACAAGCUGUUCCAGCAUUAACACUCUGGGCUGUGUAAUCACACAAAAUUUCAAUAAAGUAAAUAAAUGUUGAACUUGGAGCUGGUUAUUCAGAGUAGCAUUGGAUUAGUCUUGAUGUCAUGCAGGCAAACAUCCAGGAAGAGAACACUUUUGGCCUGGUUAAAUGCUGCCUGGAGUAGAGCUAACACCAGGAAGUGGUCUGAUGUCUGAUUCCACUGUAUUUUCAAAUCCAGAAAUGUCUGGUGCAAAGAGUUGUUCGUAAUCAUACAGUAAUGUCC
Molecule: messenger RNA, 2725 nt
Organism: Phycodurus eques (leafy seadragon)
Lineage: Eukaryota; Metazoa; Chordata; Actinopteri; Syngnathiformes; Syngnathidae
Exons: 11
Coding region: 420-2330 (636 amino acids)
Biological process (GO): protein dephosphorylation; cilium assembly
Molecular function (GO): protein tyrosine/serine/threonine phosphatase activity
Source: RefSeq, a predicted model, not a curated record